Messenger RNA from Cucurbita maxima (winter squash), 1592 nucleotides. RefSeq names its product polygalacturonase At1g48100. Gene Ontology annotation, molecular function: polygalacturonase activity. NCBI's taxonomy places the organism in Eukaryota, Viridiplantae, Streptophyta, Magnoliopsida, Cucurbitales, Cucurbitaceae. Gene Ontology annotation, biological process: carbohydrate metabolic process. Bases 47 to 1435 code for a protein of 462 amino acids. The transcript is spliced from 8 exons. The record is from RefSeq and is a predicted model, not a curated record.
GCUUAAUGUUUCUAGCGUUGAAGUGAAAUAAAGAGAGCUUUUUGAGAUGAACAAAGGAAGCAAAAUUUUAACUCUUUUUCUGGUCUCUUUGCUGGUGUCUUCUUCUGUGGUUCCAUUAGAGGCAAGGAAGCAUCAUCACAACAAGAAGAGCAAGCAUCAGAAGCAAAGGGGUGGUGGUAAAGGCAGUGGUUCAAGCCCUGCACCAGCUCCACUUCCUGAUUAUAAUCAAACCCAGUCCACCAUUUUUAAUAUCUUGUCUUUUGGAGCAAAGGGAAAUGGUGUUUUUGAUGAUUCCAAGGCACUUAUAGCAGCAUGGACAGCUGCAUGCAAGAUUCCUGGAGCUACAUUACAAAUACCUCCGGAUUAUAAGUUUCUUAUCAAACCCAUAACUCUGAAUGGUCCUUGUAUGCCUCAGCUUGUUCUUCAGAUUGAUGGAGAUGUAUUGGCGCCGCCAAAAGUGAGUUCUUGGUCCAAAUCUAGCUUGUUUCAAUGGCUGAAUUUCAAAUGGCUGCAUAAUUUUACUAUUGGUGGCUCUGGGACUGUGGAUGGUCAGGGAUUUAAUUGGUGGACUGUCUCUACGCUUUAUAAUAACAAGAAGAAAGGGAAGCAUGUUCCUGACAUGAAGCCUACUGCUUUAAGAUUUUAUUCCAGUUACAAUGUGACAGUUCGUGACAUCACCAUAAUAAACAGUCCACAGUGCCAUCUGAAAUUCGACAACUCGGGCAACGUCAAAGUCGACAAUAUCACGAUUUCUUCGCCUGAGAGCAGCCCCAACACCGAUGGAAUUCACUUACAAAACACACAAGAUGUCGAAAUUCAACACUCGAACAUUGGCUGUGGAGAUGACUGUGUUUCCAUUCAGACUGGCUGCUCCAACAUCCAUAUUCAUCAUAUCAAUUGUGGCCCUGGACAUGGCAUAAGCUUAGGCGGACUUGGUAAAGAUAAAAGCGUUGCAUGUGUCUCCAAUAUUGUUGUUGAAAACAUCUCCAUUCAAAACACUCUUUCAGGCGUGAGGAUCAAGACCUGGCAGGGAGGAGUUGGUUCAGUGAAAAACGUGUCAUUCUCCAACAUCCAAGUUUCUGAUGUAAAGGUACCCAUUAUGAUAGACCAAUACUACUGCGACAAGUACAGAUGCAAGAACCAAACAGGAGCAGUGGCAAUUUCAGGCAUAAAAUACGAUCAAAUCAUAGGAAGUUACACAGUGCAGCCUAUUCACUUAGCUUGCAGCAGCCAAAUCCCAUGCAUAGACGUUGAUCUUAUAGGUAUCCAGCUGAACCCAUCUUCAGGAUCCAGAGGCUUUCAGAGCGCUCUGUGCUGGAACUCUUAUGGCAAAUCUCAGGCGCCGCUUGUUCCUUCAAGCAUAGACUAUUGCUUGAGAAGGGGCAGUGGCGCUGUAAGGAGAAUUGCUAGGUCCCAUGAUCAUGCCUGCUACUAAAUCUGUUCCUGUUCAUGUUUUCCAGCUUCCCUUCUGCAGAAUUUUUUGGAAAAUGUAGGAAGGUGAUGAUUGUAGUAGCGUUUAUGAUUGUUGGGUUUGGCGUUGAGAUAUUGUAAUCUGAAAUCAUGUCUGAAUCUAUUAGUAUUCCAUUUCCCAA